Messenger RNA from Paramacrobiotus metropolitanus, 1131 nucleotides. RefSeq lists its product as uncharacterized. The coding region runs from base 414 to 929 and encodes 171 amino acids. The transcript has 3 exons. The record is from RefSeq and is a predicted model, not a curated record. NCBI's taxonomy places the organism in Eukaryota, Metazoa, Tardigrada, Eutardigrada, Parachela, Macrobiotidae.
ACCGUCAGACGCAACAGACUGGAAGUUCUAGGUAGUCUGCUUUGGCAUUCGGAAUUAAACGUGCAUACAUUUAAUGUCCGCUGUUAUUCUCAAAAAUCAUCUGAAAAACUUCUGACAUAUGCCUGCAUAUAACAUGAUGACUUGAAAUCGGUGUAUGUAUUCUUCGCAAAAACAUUUUAUCAAACGGAUUAUAUUUUGAAAUCGGUGAAUUGAUUUACUUAUACAAUACCACCGAGUAGCGUAUAAAAUUAGGAAGCACUGCUACAGCGCUGCUACCCAUUGUGAUAUUAUAUUUGUAUUGUCUGUCAGCUGUAAAUACAUUAUUCGGACGGUAUAGCAAUCGUUCCAGCUUACUGAAGUUUGGGAAUUGUAUUGUGCAUGUAACGUUGACGACGCGGAAUUAAGCUCGAACGAUGAAUUACUUAAUUAUUGCGAGCGUCUUUUUUCUGCUUAACGGUGCUGAUACAGCCGAUGCAGAUGCCCAGCUAGCAGCAAACUCAAAUUCCCCAAGUCCUGUGCCUACAACAUUCACCCGGACCCAAGCUGGCGAUACUAAAAAUGUCUCAACAAUAACAUAUUCACGUCUGCCAAUUCCCCAUGGGCAGAGUUACAAUAUGACAUGUCCACGCUCCUUUGAUCCGCCAUUGCCCGUUGCCGGUAACCAAACCAAGAAGGACAAGUACGAAGUCGUACUCGCGCAAGCCAGAUACAAGAAAAAUCCUCCCAGUGAGGACUGCGAUGAUGAAGAGAGCCUUUUCACCCUGCAAGCCGACUGUCCAGCCGGAAGUCAGGCUUGUGGGACAACGGCCAAUGAUUCUUCGCAGGAUGAACAGUGCAAGGAGCGCCCACUAGUCGUUACCUGGUUCUGCCGAAAAACUUCAUGUGAAGGAGAAUGCAGGAGAAUUAUGGUGAUUGACAUACUGGACUGAUUGAGAUUAAUUCCUUUAUGAUUGACAAAAAAGCGAGCGGUCGUUGAGAUUGUGCAUUAAUGAUUGGGUUGUGCAGUCUUUUAGCAUAAUUCUCUAAAAACAAUAAAAUGGGCAACUCAAUUUCAUGGGUACUUCUGUCUCUGUUUGUCACACGUUGUUGUUGCAAAUAGCAUUUCGUCGCAAUUAAAAAGUGUUUUUUCAA